CUUAAAUCCUCUUUGUAUUGAAUUUUGCCCGCCAAUGCUGUCAAAUUAAAAGUUGAAAGUAUGACCAGGAAUGAUGUGUAAUAUAAAAUGAAAUUUAAAAAAUGGCAGUUGCAAUUUUAAAAUGUGAAGAUCCUUCAGAAUACUUUCUUACUAAAACCUUAAUAUUAGAAGACAAGAUUCCACAGAUUCUUGGCAGAGCUCUUGAAACAGAAAAUGUUUCGUCUUUUAAUGGAUUGUUCGAUGUGGAAUCACUUGAAAUUUGCAAUCAACAUUGCUUUUUAAUGUGUACCAAUCAAAAAUUUUUUAUAGAGGACACUAGUAUCAAUGGUACUUAUUUGAAUGGUCAUAAAAUUGAUAAAAACAUCAAGUAUGAAGUAAUAUCUGGUGAUGUAAUCCAACUUGGAUGUGAAUCAUUUUCUAUGCCAGAGAAAUUCAAAUUUAUUACUUUCUCAGUUAAAUUGUUCACCUCAGAAGAUGCUGACUUCUUUAAAGUAUUUUCACACAAAAAGCUCUAUGGCACACCCUUGCAAUUAUACAGGGAAACUCCAAACUUUGAAUGUUCUUUAUCUAUAUUACAUAAGUCAGUUAUUAAUAGAUUUGAAGCUUUAAGAAUAUUAGAUGAAAUUGGAAACACAAUACUUUUGACGGAAAAACAGAUUCAUUGGAUUUUAAGCAAGCUCAGAGAAAAAGGUUUGCUGGAUAUUAUCAAGCUGGUUCUAGGAACAUCAAAUUCAUACCUGGAAGAGUCUAACCUGCAAAAUGCUGACCACAUCUCACAUUUCGUACUUAGUAUAGCAUGCUGUAGAAAUUAUGUUAUGAAAAAAUGGUUUCUUGAUCAGGAGAAAAAAUUAUUAUUCCUUCGGUGGAAGUUCUUAAGCAAACCAGAAAAAAAUGAAAUUGUUUCAGAAUUUUUUAGCAAGUUAAAAGAGGUAACAAAACAUGAGAAAAUGGAAGUUUCUAAUACAUCCAAUGGAUUAGUAGUUUCUUCUGUAAAGUAUUAUAAAGUAUUUUUUACAAAUGUUUCUGUGUUAAUGGCUAAUAGAGUUAUUUAUAUGAAAGAUGGUAAUUGUUAUGUGAGUUUGGAUGAUAUGAUUCAUGUAAUAGUUUCAGAUUUCACCAAAUAUUUAAAAUUUAAUUUAGAGAUAAUAAAAAAGAAUCUCCAUAAAGUGUGGAAUGACGAACGAAUCACAUCAAUUGUUUUAUAUGUUGAAAAAGAAGUGCAGUUUGAACGCUUUUUGUUUGGAAGAAGUAAUAGUAAUAGCUCUGUAUUGCUGAAGGAAAUUGAUUCUUUUGCUGAACAGUCUUUUCCCCUAUGUAUGAGUGAACUGCAUUAUCAUUUAAAAACAAAAAGUCAUUUAAAGAAUGGAGGACGCUUUCAGUAUGGACUGUUUCUAAAAGGAAUAGGACUGUCAUUACAAGAUUCUUUGACAUUUUGGCGCCAUUAUUUUACCAAAAAGAUGUCACUCAUUGAGUUUGUUAAGUAUUAUAAUUAUCAUAUAUUUCACCUAUAUGGUGUCAUAGGAAAAAAAGCUGAUUACCCUCCUCAAAGCUGUAAAAAAAUAAUGGAAGCAAUGCCUGCAUUUUCUGAAUACCAUGGCUGUCCCUUUAAAAUAUCAGAUGAAGAAAAUAUUAAAUUUUUGUUAGCAAGGCAUGGUCUUAAUGAUGAAGAGGUGAAGUGUACUGUGGCUAUAAUGAAAAAUGAAACACCACAAUUGGCAUGCAGCAAAUACUUUGAAAUUAAGCAUGGUUCCCCUUUGCAGGAAAUUGUUUUUCAUCCAAACCAUUAUUUCGAUGAGAGUAGAACCUUAGUUAAUUCAAAAAUUAAGAACAAUCAAUCUCAAAAAAAAGUCUCAAACUUUCCAAGUAAGCAAUAUGAAAUAUUUAACACAUGUGAGUGUCAUAAUUGUAAUAAUGAUUAUUACUAUUUUAGAAUUAGCUCAAGAUAUCUGCAUUCAAAGUUGUGAAAAUAAGAAAAGAAGGAUUACUUAUCAAGGCUGCAGUAGCAAAUAUGAUUGGUAAUUAACAUGUUGAAAUGUUUAAAUAAAUUAUUUUUAUAAAUGAUUG
Messenger RNA from Nezara viridula (southern green stink bug), 2064 nucleotides. The record is from the annotation of a GenBank genome assembly. Lineage: Eukaryota; Metazoa; Arthropoda; Insecta; Hemiptera; Pentatomidae.